This is a messenger RNA of Poeciliopsis prolifica (blackstripe livebearer), 6231 nucleotides long. Its product is annotated as lactase/phlorizin hydrolase-like. Gene Ontology annotation, molecular function: hydrolase activity, hydrolyzing O-glycosyl compounds. The transcript has 17 exons. NCBI's taxonomy places the organism in Eukaryota, Metazoa, Chordata, Actinopteri, Cyprinodontiformes, Poeciliidae. The record is from RefSeq and is a predicted model, not a curated record. The coding region runs from base 26 to 5731 and encodes 1901 amino acids. Gene Ontology annotation, biological process: carbohydrate metabolic process.
CUCAGUGCAUCUUUGUCGGGCUACAAUGGAGAAGCUAUUGUGGCUGGGUUGUUUGCACUUUCUGUGCAUCCUUGGAAGUCAAGGUAGGGGGGUGAAAAGACAGGAUGACUUUAUGCUUCUUGCAGGCCCCCUGGCACAACCUGAACUGAGAACCUUCAGCAAUGGGGAACAAGUUGCUUUUGACUGCAGUCAUCCCAUACCAGCCAACUCCAAACUGUAUUUUGAGUACCUCCGGAGCAAAGGGGUGACACACUUCAAAGUCCCUCUGUCUUGGGUCCAGCUCCUUCCAACAGGCCUCGCAAGCGAACCCCAACCAGGUGUAGUUAGCUGCUAUCAGACCCUCCUGAAGCAGCUGCUGGAGGAAGGGCUGCAGCCACUCGUCAUCCUUCAUGGGUCAGAUGUUCCAGAGUCUUUCAGGUCCAGGUAUGGUGGCUGGGAAAGUCAGUGGCUACUAGAGAUGUUUCAACAGUAUGCCGAGUUCACUCUGAAGGAGUUUGGGCCACUGGCACAGUCAUGGGUGACAUUUAGUGACCUGGAUGAGGUUUUGCAUGAGGGCCAGGCUGCAGGUGACCACCAUCUGCAAAACAUCCUCCAGCUGAACAAGAAGAUUUACCAGUUUUACCAUCACAACUUCCCUGGAAUUGGGAGACGUCUGUCAAUUGGGCUGAAAGGAAAAGAUGAAACUGCACUUUCCCAACUUAAAGGUUCAACAUCUGUUGACUUCUUGUCAGUUGACAUGGAUUACAGUUGCGCUUCAUCGACAAACUUUGCACAGGAGCUGAAGAACCUACAGAUUUCCACUGGAAAUCUGCCUGUCCUGAUACACAGACUGACAGUUCAUGAUUGUUCACACAAUGAAGAGCUUCUUCGAGACGUGUUGAAUGUCUUGCGCAGUGAUGAUCUAAAUAUCAUUGGAUGUGACAUGAAGAAUGUUUUGAUCCUGUUGGAGAUGCAGGACACUGUAGACAGUGGUGGAGCACAUCUAAGCAGAAAGCAAGGGCUGGGUAGCAGUGAUCAGAAGAUUGUGCAUGAGUCUGCAGCCAAAAGCACCGAAGACGGAGAUGUCACCACUAAAGCAUUCCCUGCCGGCUUCCAAUGGGCAACAUCCUCAGAGUCUUUCAAGGUUGAAGGUGCAUGGGCAGCAGAGGGGAAAGGCGAGACCAUCUGGGAUCGUUUUGGUCAUGAAAACCAAGCCUUUAAUAAUCAUACUGCUGACACAGCUGCUGACAGCUACAGAAAGGUCGAUAUAGAUGUCUACCUGCUGCGAGGUCUUGGAGUCAACACCUACCAGUUCUCCAUUUCCUGGGCCCGUAUAUUCCCCUCAGGUCUCAAAGACAGCCUGAAUGAAGAAGGAGCUCUCUACUAUGACAAUCUGAUCAAUGCUCUUAUUGAAUCUGGCAUACAGCCUGUUGCCACUCUCUACCAUUGGGAUCUGCCUCAGGCUCUCCAAGACAAUGGUGGAUGGACCAACCCUUCCAUUAUUGCAGCUUACAAGGACUAUGCAACCUUCUGCUUCAAUAGAUAUGGAAACAGGGUCAAGAGCUGGAACACAUUCAGUAGUCCGUGGGUGGUGAGCCAUGCUGGAUAUGGCACAGGUGUGCAUGCUCCAGGAAUAAAAGACUAUGUGACUGCUUCUUAUCAGGUUACUCAUAAUAUACUGAAAUCCCAUGCUGAAGCCUGGCAUGUCUACAAUGACAAUUACAGAAAGACACAGGGAGGGAAAGUGGGCAUUGCAUUAAACUCUGACUGGGCAGAACCUGCUGAUGCUAACAACCCUGAAGAUAAGGAAGCUGCAACACGCUACCUGGAGUUUAUGCUAGGCUGGUUUGCCCAUCCAAUCUUCAUAGAUGGGGAUUAUUCUGCAGUUCUCAAAGCUCAGAUUGCAAACAAAGCAAAAGAGUGUCCCUCAUCUGUGCCAGCAGUGCUUCCAACUUUCACUGAUGAAGAGAAGGCAAGGAUCAAGGGAACGUCUGACUUUUUUGGUUUAAAUCAUUAUACCUCCCGUUUAGUUAGCAGCAGUGCAGGUGGGUGCAUCCCUGGCCCUGCAGGAGUUGGAGACUUCCAGGCAAAAGUGGAUCCUUCAUGGCCUGCUACAGCAUCAGACUGGAUCUACUCCAUGCCCACAGGGCUACGGUCACUUCUGACCCACAUUAAAACAACAUAUCUAGCUGUUAACAAUGUGCCCAUUUACAUAACUGGGAAUGGCAUGCCAACAGAUGACAGUGGAGACACCCUGAAUGAUGUUAGCAGAAUAGAGUACAUGAGGGGUUACAUCAGUGCAGCCCUAAAUGCUAUUGAAGUCGAUAAAGUGGACGUGCAGCGAUUCACGGUGCAAUCACUUAUGGAUGGAUUUGAGGGAAAUAAAGGGUACAGUGAAAGAUUUGGACUUCACCAGGUUAAUUUUGUAGAUGGCUACAGACCAAGAACACCACGACAAUCAGCAUAUUUCUUUGCUCAGAUCAUCGAGCAAAAUGGUUUUGUUUCACGUAAACAAGAUCAUUUUGAAGGUGUGAAAAUAUCACCAUCUCGCCGUUCCACCCCACUGCCACCCUCAGAGGUCCCAUCAGCAUCAAAGGCUGUCUGGGAAAAAUUUACGCCACAGAAAAAGUUUGACAGGCAAAUGUAUCACUAUGGCAAAUUCUCACAAGACUUCUUAUGGGGCGUCUCAUCAUCAGCUUACCAGAUUGAGGGAGGAUAUAACCAGGAUGGGAAAGGACCCAGUGUAUGGGAUGUAGUCAGUAAUAACCCAGGUAGUGGUAUUCCUGAAGAUGUGAAUGGAAAUGUUGCCUGCGACAGUUACAAUAAACUUGAAGAAGACCUUUACAUGCUGCAAGCUAUGAAAGUGAAAUCAUACAGAUUUUCACUGUCAUGGUCCAGAAUCUUCCCCGAUGGUAGACGUGCAUCCCUGAACCAAAAGGGUGUUGAUUAUUACAACAGUCUUAUUAACGGCCUCUUGGCCAGAAAAAUCACCCCACUGGUCACAAUUUAUCACUGGGACCUCCCACAAGCUCUACAAGACAUUGGUGGCUGGCAAAACGUGGAGAUGAUUAACAUUUUUAAUGAUUAUUCUGACUUCUGCUUUGCCACUUUUGGCGACAGAGUAAAAUUCUGGAUGACCAUGAAUGACCCUCAAGGACUUGCAUGGUUAGGAUAUGGAACCGGACAAAUCCCUCCAAAAAUUAAGGAGCCAGGAACAGCACCAUACCAAGUUGCACAUAACUUGAUUAAAGCUCACGCUACAGCCUACCAUACAUAUAAUGAUAAAUAUCGUGCUUCUCAGGGAGGUAUGGUUUCCAUUGCCCUUAAUGCUGAAUGGGUUGAACCUAAAGACAUCAAUGUCCCUCGUGAUCUUGUUGCUGCUGACCGUGCAAUGCAGUUCAACGUGGGUUGGUUUGCCCAUCCAAUCUUCAAGAAUGGAGACUAUCCAGAGGCCAUGAAAGCCCAAGUUUUAGUUAAAAGUGAACUCCAAGGUCUUGAACAGUCAAGACUCCCUUCUUUCACAGAGGAGGAAAAGAACUUGAUUAAAGGAACUGCUGACAUGUUCUGUGUGAAUCACUACACCACCAGGCUAGUAACCCAUAUCACAGGUCUGCUGUCUCCACAUUCCUAUCGAAAUGACUGGGACUAUGAAGAAGAAGAGGUACUUGAUCAACCCACGACACCAAUUGGAUUCACAAGAGCUGUAUCAUUUGGCAUGAGAAGGAUUCUCAACUGGAUCAAGGAAGAAUAUGGAGAUCCAGAUAUUUACAUUACUGAAAAUUCAGUUGCCACUCCCAGGGAAUGGGCGUUUGAUGAAAUCGACAGAGUCUUCCUUCACAAAACCUAUAUUGAUGAGGCUCUUAAAGCCUAUGAGCUAGAUGGAGUCAAGGUGAAAGGCUAUGCAACAUAUCUCAUGGAUUCCUUCCAGUUCCUUUAUGGCUACCUCUUUGGCUUUGGUCUGCACCAUGUAGACUUCAGUAAUAUGCAUCGACCCAGAACACCUAAAUUUUCAGCUCAUUUCUAUUCCAAUAUCAUCAAGAACAAUGGUUUCCCAUUGACAGAAGAUGAAAAGAUGAUAUAUGGAAAAUUCAAAGAGGGUUUUAUUUGGAGUAGUGCAACUGCAUCAUACCAGAUUGAAGGGGCCUGGAGACAAGGCGGAAAAGGUCUCAGCAUCUGGGACAAGUUUACACACACUCCUGGAAAAAUAUCUGAGCACGAUACAGGGGACAUUGCUUGUAACAGUUACAAUAAGAUGGAAGACGACAUUGCUGCACUGAAGACAGUGAAGGUGUCUCACUAUCGCUUCUCCAUAUCCUGGCCACGAAUCCUACCAGACGGAACUACCAAGCACAUCAAUCAGGCUGGUCUAGAUUACUACAAGAAACUUCUGGAUUCCCUUCUUGCCGCAAACAUUCAGCCUCAAGUCACUUUGUACCACUGGGAUCUCCCACAAGCUCUACAGGACGUUGGAGGUUGGGAAAAUGAGACCAUCAUUCAAAGAUUCAAGGAAUAUGCGGAUGUUAUGUUUCAGCAUCUUGGUCCCAAAGUGAAACUUUGGAUCACUUUCAACGAGCCUUUCAUUAUAACUGUAUUAGGCCAUGUCCAAGGUGCACAUGCCCCAGGUUUCAAUGACAGACCAGACACUCUUCCAUACAUUGUGGGCCACAACAUAAUCAGAGCCCAUGCAGAGGCCUGGCAUGUCUACAAUGACAAAUACAGAGCCUCACAGGGAGGACAGGUCUCCAUCACUGUAAACUCAGACUGGGCAGAACCUAGAAACCCCUACAAGCAAGAGGACUAUGAAGCUGCACGAAAUGUGGUUGAGUUUUAUCUUGGCUGGUGGGUCCAUCCCAUUUUUAAUGGUGACUACAGCCCACUGGUGAAGAAAUCUGUUCUAGAACAAAGUCUUGCAGGUGGUUUGACAAAAUCCAGGCUGCCCGAGUUUACUCCUGAAGAAAUUAAGCGAAUUAAUGGCACAUAUGAUUAUUUUGGAUUAAACCAUUACUGCAGUGUCUUGGCAUUCCCUGUAGACUUUGGAACUACUCAACACUUUGAGGCAGACAGGGGUGUGGUGGUUAUUAGUGAUCGGACCUGGUUGGAAACAGGUUCUGUCUGGCUGAGGAUGACACCAUUUGGUCUCAGAAGAUUGUUGAAAUUCAUCAAGGACAAUUACAGAAAUCCUCCGAUUGUCAUCACUGAGAACGGUGUCUCUGAAAAUGGGCCAGUUGAUCUGAAUGACGUUCACAGGAAAUACUAUUAUGAACAGUACAUCAACCAAGUGCUGAAAGCUUAUUUGCUUGACAACGUCAAUAUUGUUGGCUACACUGCUUGGUCUCUGCUGGACAACCUGGAAUGGGCUGUUGGAUAUACAGAGAGAUUUGGACUUUUCUAUGUCAAUCGCUCAGACCCUGAUCUGCCUCGAACCCCCAAAGCCUCUGUGUCCUUUUACUCCUCCAUUAUCAGCUGUAAUGGGUUUCCUGACCCAACAACUGGACCUCACGAGUGUUGGAACUCUACCUCCAUCCCAACUUCCACUCCUAAGCCUGAAGCAACAAAAGAGCCAAUCAAAUUGAACUUCUUGGGUAUGAGGAUCUCUGCCGAAGAAGCCGAGACCGGACUUAAUGCAACAUUUGCUCUUCUAAUUAUAGCACUCACUGCAGCAAUUUGUCUAAUCAUUGGCUUCUUUUUAUUCAAGAAGCGUUCCAAGAAAAGCAAAAAAAAUGAGCAUGUAGAAAUGCACAAGAGAUCCUGAUUUCAGUUUGACUUACUUCUUUAAUGAAGACAUAAACAUGUGAAGUCCAGGUUUAAAUUUGAAGAUGGAAAACAUUCUGCAAUAAAUAAUCUUCAGCAAAGAAGUCAGAGUUCACCAACACUGUAUGUUGUAAUUGUACUGUAUUUAAAAAAGAAAAAUAGAUGUAAUUAAUUCAUAUAAUCAGUGAUGUGGAGAGGAGAUUAUUGCUUGAUGGGAGUUUUUUGGAUAUGUCAUUCAAUGUCUGAGAUGAAUGGAUGUAAUUUUUGAUUUGCACUGCUGUUUAUGCUUUUAAAACAUUUCUGUUCCAUAUUAAGCUUACUGAAGUCCACCAGUGGGAAAACCCAUUUUGUAAAACUUUAGAUUUGUUCAACCUAUUGUAAAAUGUUUCUUGUGUCUGCCAGUAACUUAUAGUUUCCUUGAAAACCUAUUAUUGUCUACUUUCUCUUGCUUGUCCUGUGAAACUUCUGUUCAAUAAACAUAUUAUGAUUCAUCAAACUGUA